AAGGACUACUACACCUCUGGCCACCUCUGGAGAGACGCGGAUCACGCUAGACAUGUCUUCAGACCUGCGCAAGAGACAGACAAAGAAAGAUGAAGUCAUCCGACAAAAGAUGGAGAAGGAUCUAGCAAAGAAGCGCCCAACAGCAGCGCGCUCACGGACAGCAUCGCGUAAAGCAACACCAGGAACUGUCUCCAGUCUCAAGCCGACACCGCCCAUGACGGUACCUGCAGAUAUGACUGUUCAUGAAGCUGCUCAACUCAUGGCUGCUAAGCGCGAAGACUGUGUCCUCGUCAUUUCUGAUGAAUCGCACCUCUCUGGCAUCUUCACAGCCAAAGACCUCGCCUUCCGUGUCGUCAGUCAGGGCAAGAACCCAAGUCACACACCUGUCUCUGAGAUCAUGACACCGAAUCCAAUGUGCACACGCGUCGAUACUUCCGCCACAGAAGCCCUUGAUCUGAUGGUCACGCGUGGAUUCAGACAUCUACCGGUCGUGGAUGAAGAAGGUGACGUCUCGGGCGUUUUGGAUAUCACGAAAUGCUUCUACGAAGCCAUGGAGAAGUUGGAACGCGCGUAUGCCUCCUCCAAGAAACUCUACGAAGCGCUGGAAGGCGUACAGACUGAGAUGGGUGGAUCGCAACAGCCUGCGCAAAUCAUUGAGUAUGUGGAGACGUUGCGCCAGAAGAUGUCUGGGCCAGAGUUGGCUGGUGUGCUGGAUGGGACACCACCAACAUGGGUGACUGUCAAGACGAGUGUUCGUGAAGCCACCACACUCAUGCGCGAGAAUCACACGACAGCGGUACUUGUGAUGGAUGGUGAUAAGCUCGCUGGUAUCUUUACAAGCAAAGACGUCGUGCUACGUGUGAUUGCACCAGGCCUCGAUUCUGGUGUCUGCUCUGUCGUUCGUGUCAUGACACCUCACCCAGACUGUGCACCGCAACACAUGUCGAUUCAGGAUGCACUGCGAAAGAUGAAUGAUGGACAUUACCUGAACCUUCCAGUGACGGAUGAGGAAGAUACAAUCAUUGGCAUGGUCGAUGUCUUGAAAUUGACGUAUGCCACACUUGAACAAGUCCACAGUAUGAAUACCGCAGGCGAUGAAGGUCCCAUGUGGAAUAAAUUCUGGACCUCUGUGGGUGGUGCAGGCGAGGAAGAUUCAGCGAGUGCUGUCUCGGGAAGCGAUGUCCCUUCAACGCGUCAUUCCACCACAAAUCGUACAGGCUCCCGACAAGCCAUCACUCCUGGCGGUCUGGAUCGGCCUCAAGUUAUCAAUCCUUUUACGGAUACCGUUUCGCCACUACCCAUCACACAUGAAGAGUACGAUAGCCCCGUUCGGCCAGGGGAUUCCAUUUCAGCGCACCAGGAUUCUGAUAAUCCAUUUGAUACGGCAGUGCCUUUUGCCUUCAAGUUCAAGACACCUGCCGGAAAGAUUCACCGACUCGCCUUUGCAGUGACAUCUGGUCUUGCACCCUUGCGCGAAGCACUCGUUGAGAAACUCAGCACGGAGGAUCGUUUGACCUUGACGGAAGAGUUUGGUAUCAGUUAUGUGGAUGAUGAUGGUGAUAUCGUGAGUAUCACUUGUCAUGAAGAUCUACUCGAAUCCGUAAAACUCGCAAAACGCGCGAAACGAGACAAAGUGGAGUUGUACCUGCAUCAUCCAGAUCAAGUUGCUGUGACAACGCCAGCUGUACCGCUACAGCAGCAACCGAGAUUGUCGAGAGCUGUAUCGGGGUUGUCCUCACAUGUAGAUGCUGUCGAGGCGGCACCGGCUGCCAUCACUGCGUCUGCUGCAUCUGCUCCGGAGAAAGAGGUGGAAACUCACUCAGAGAAACGCAGCAGUCCAGCUCAGGGCAGUACGAAUGAUUUACUGAUUCCUGGGGCACUGGUAGUCUUGGCCAUUGCCAUUGUGGGGGUGUUUGCCGUGAGUAGAGCAUCCAAGUAGACUUUCACAACAGACAAGGUGGAUUAUAGGAGAUCAAAUGGAAGCAUGAAAAUAAUAUUCAGUAAUGACUCGGGUCUCUUAGAGCAGCCUUUUGCCGUAAUACACAACACU
Protomyces lactucae-debilis is the source of this 2050-nucleotide messenger RNA. RefSeq lists its product as uncharacterized. NCBI's taxonomy places the organism in Eukaryota, Fungi, Ascomycota, Taphrinomycetes, Taphrinales, Protomycetaceae. Bases 53 to 1939 code for a protein of 628 amino acids. The transcript is spliced from 2 exons. Gene Ontology annotation, molecular function: protein binding. The record is from RefSeq and is a predicted model, not a curated record.